Molecule: messenger RNA, 5593 nt
Organism: Melospiza melodia melodia
Lineage: Eukaryota; Metazoa; Chordata; Aves; Passeriformes; Passerellidae
Gene: SYT11
Product: synaptotagmin 11
Exons: 4
Coding region: 101-1387 (428 amino acids)
Biological process (GO): regulation of dopamine secretion; regulation of calcium ion-dependent exocytosis; vesicle fusion
Cellular component (GO): synapse; axon; exocytic vesicle
Molecular function (GO): phosphatidylserine binding; clathrin binding; calcium-dependent phospholipid binding
Source: RefSeq, a predicted model, not a curated record
GCGAGCGCCGCAGCGGGACCAGUCGGCAGCUCCUGCAUCCCGGCCGCCAGCAUCCUCCGCACCGGGCCCGCACCCCCGCGGCCCCGGCCUCGGCGGGGCCAUGGCCGAGAUCACCAGUGUCCACCCCGGCUUCGAUGUGUCCCCCGUGGUGGCCGGACUCAUCGGCGCCACCGUGCUGGUGGUUUCCGUCUCAGUCACAGUCUUUGUGUGGACGUGCUGUCACCAGCAAGCAGAAAAGAAGCACAAAACCCCGCCUUACAAAUUCAUCCACAUGCUGAAAGGCAUCAGCAUCUACCCGGAGACCUUGAGCAACAAGAAGAAAAUCAAGCGGAUCCGCCGAGACAAGAGCGGCGCGGCCGGGGAGGGCGGCAGCGGGGGCAACCUCCUGCUGGAUGCUGCUGAGGCCGGCUUGGGGGGCCCCAGCAAGGCUCCAGACGGACCCCCCCAGGUGGAGCAGCUCCCCAUCAAGGUGGAUUAUGGAGACGAACUCAGCCCGGAUCAAAGCCUCACUCCGGGAGGAAGCAAAACCUCCUCUCCCUCUUCUCCGGGCGACGACGUGAUGCUGGGAGAGCUGACUUUCUCCGUGGACUACAACUUCCCAAAAAAGGCCCUGGUGGUCACCAUCCAGGAGGCCCACGGGCUGCCGGUGAUGGACGAGCACACGCAGAGCUCCGACCCCUACAUCAAGAUGACCAUCCUGCCCGACAAGAGGCACCGCGUCAAGACCCGCGUGCUGCGCAAGACCCUGGAGCCCGUCUUCGACGAGACCUUCACCUUCUACGGCAUCCCCUACAGCCAGCUGCAGGACCUGGUGCUGCACUUCCUGGUGCUCAGCUUCGACCGCUUCUCCCGCGACGACGUGAUCGGCGAGGUGAUGGUGCCCCUGGCAGGCGUGGAUCCCAGCACGGGCAAGGUGCAGCUCACCAGGGAGAUCCUCAAAAGGAACAUCCAGAAGUGCAUCAGCAGAGGGGAGCUGCAGGUGUCCCUGUCCUACCAGCCCGUGGCACAGAGGAUGACUGUGGUGGUGCUGAAGGCCAGGCAUUUGCCAAAGAUGGACAUCACUGGCCUCUCAGGUAACCCCUACGUCAAGGUGAACGUUUACUACGGCCGCAAGCGCAUCGCCAAGAAGAAGACGCACGUCAAGAAGUGCACGCUGAACCCCGUGUUCAACGAGUCCUUCAGCUACGACAUCCCGGCCGAGCUGCUGCCCGACGUCAGCGUCGAGUUCCUGGUGAUCGACUUCGAGCGCACCACCAAGAACGAGGCCGUGGGGCGGCUGAUCCUGGGCGCGCACAGCGCCAGCGCCGCGGGCGCCGAGCACUGGCGCCAGGUGUGCGACGGCCCCGGCAAGAGCGUGGCCAAGUGGCACAGCCUGAGCGAGUACUAAAACCCAGCCUGGCACGUGCCACCAGGUUGGGUUGGCGCUAGGACUGGAGUGGAGUUGAGUUGAGUUGAGUUGAGUUGAGUUGAGUUGAGAGAAGAAGAAGAAGAAGCAGCUUGGUUGGUUGUGGUUGGGUUUGGGGUUUGGUAGGGUGGGGAAGCGGGGGGAAAAAAAAAAUGGGGUGUGGGUGAGGGGAAGUGGUUGGGAAAUGGGAGUUUGGCUUUAGCGCGAGUGGGUUUUGUAAGGUCGUAAAGGGUUUUAAAAUGGGGAAUUAAUUCUACAAAAAAACGGGGAAUAAAUUAUGAGGUAGACGUAAUUCAAAAUAAAACUUCUCUAGUUUGAGUGGGUUUCGCAAGGUAGUAAAGGGUUUCAAAAAUGGGGAAUGAAUUCUACAAAAAAACGGGGAAUAAAUUAUGAGGUAGACGUAAUUCAAAAUAAAAGUUCCCUUUAGUUCAAGUGGGUUUUGUAAGGUCGUAAAGGGGUUUGAAAAAAUGGGGAAUGAAUUCUGCAAAAAAAUGGGGAAUAAAUUGUACAAAAAAACGGGGAAUAAAUUCUACAAAAAAAUGGGGAAUAAAUUAUAAGAUAGACGUAAUUCAAAAUAAAAUUUCCCUUUAGUUCGAGUGGGUUUCACAAGGUAGUAAAGGGUUUAAAAUACAGGGAAUUAAUUCUAUGAAAAAAUGGGGAAUAAAUUCUACAAAAAAAUGGGGAAUAAAUUAUGAGGUAGACGUAAUUCAAAAUAAAAGUUCCCUUUAGUUCAAGUGGGUUUCGCAAGGUCGUAAAGGGGUUUGAAAAAAUGGGAAAUGAAUUCUGCAAAAAAAUGGGGAAUAAAUUGUACAAAAAAAUGGGGAAUAAAUUAUAAGGUAGACGUAAUUCAAAAUAAAAGUUCCAUUUAGUUCAAGUGGGUUUUGUAAGGUCGUAAAGGGUUUGAAAAAAUGGGGAAUGAAUUCUACAAAAAAACGGGGAAUAAAUUAUAAGAAAUAAUUUAAAAAUAAAAUUUUCUCUUUAGUUCAAGUGGGUUUCGCAAGGCAGUAAAGGGUUUCAAAAAUGGGGAAUGAAUUCUGCAAAAAUAAAUAAAUAAAAUGGGGAAUAAAUUAUAAGGUAGAUGUAAUUCAAAAUAAAAUUUCUCUUUAGUUCAAGUGGGUUUUGCAAGGUAGUAAAGGGUUUCAAAAAUGGGGAAUGAAUUCUACAAAAAAAUGGGGAAUAAAUUGUACAAAAAAAUGGGGAAUAAAUUAUAAGGAAGACGUAAUUCAAAAUAAAAGUUCCCUUUAGUUCAAGUGGGUUUUGUAAGGUCGUAAAGGGGUUUUAAAAAAUGGGGAAUGAAUUCUACAAAAAAACGGGGAAUAAAUUAUAAGAAAUAAUUUAAAAAUAAAAUUCUCUCUUUAGUUCAAGUGGGUUUCGCAAGGCAGUAAAGGGUUUCAAAAAUGGGGAAUGAAUUCUGCAAAAAUAAAUAAAUAAAAUGGGGAAUAAAUUCUGCAAAAAUAAAUAAAUAAAAUAGGGAAUAAAUUAUAAGGAAGACGUGAUUAAAAAUAAAAUUUCUCUUUAGUUCAAGUGGGUUUCGCAAGGUAGUAAAGGGUUUCAAAAAUGGGGAAUGAAUUCUGCAAAAAUAAAUCAAUAAAAUGGGGAAUAAAUUCUGCAAAAACAAAUAAAUAAAAUGGGGAAUAAAUUCUGAGGAAGAAACAGUUCAAAAAAUAAAUUCUCUUUAGUUAACGUGGUUUUGCAAGGCACUCAAGUGUUUAAAAAAUGGGGAAUAAAUUCUACAAAAAUCCAAUAAGAUGGGGAAUAAAUGAGAAGAAAUAAAACAAAUUUUUACAAAGGUUCUCUUCAGUUGAUGUGGGUUUUGCAGGGCACUGAAAUCCAAAAAAAAGGGGAAUAAAUUCUACAAAAAAGUGAAAUAAAACGGGGAACAAAUGAGAAGAAAGAAAAAAUUUUUUACAAAGGCUCUCUUCAGUUGAUGUGGGUUUUGCAGGGCACUCAAAUCCUUUAAAAAAUGGGAAUAAAUUCUACAAAAAAGUGAAAUAAAAUGGGGAAUAAAUGAGAAGAAAGAAACAAUUUUUUACAAAGGCUCUCUUCAGUUGAUGUGGGUUUUGCAGGGCACUAAAACCCUUUAAAAAACGGGAAUAAAAAAGAGAAGAAAGGAAGAAAAAAAAUAAACAAAAAACAAAAAGUACCACAACUAUAUAUACCAGUGUAAUCACUAUUGCAUGCCUACUACGAACUGCAAUUAGUCUAAUAUCGAGGUGCAGGUUUUAAUACAAUUAAUGAAUGAAUGAAUUAAUGAAUUUUCUGUCACUAUGGAGUUGUGUUCGUGUCUUUGCUGGCUCCUCCCAAAUUUCUCAAUUCUGCUGUUGGAUUCCUCGCUGGUUUUUUUUUUUGCCUGCCCACGGGUUCUGUGCUGGUUUGGGGAGCCCCAAAUUCUGCACUGGCACAAGAGGAAAAUGCAGGGGAAGGGCUCUGGCCCCCAGAAAAAAAGAAAUAAUUCCGUGUCAGGGACUGAAAUCUUUGUCCUCGGGGUGUUCCUGGGGGUCACAACGUCCCAAAAUCCAAACCCCAACAAGGUGACCCCGCUGAUUUUGGGGGGGUCACACAGGCUGCAGGAAUUGGAGAAAUCCUGAUUAUUUUAAUUUGAUUUAAUCCUGCUCGUUUUCAUUUUAUUUCAUCCUCUCUGUGCAUUUAAUCCUGCUCAUUUUAAUUUGAUUUAAUCCUCUCUGUGCAUUUAAUCCUGCUCAUUUUAAUUUGAUUUAAUCCUGCUCAUUUUAUUUUAUUUCAUCCUCUCUGUGCAUUUAAUCCUGCUCAUUUUCAUUUAAUUUAAUCCAUUCUGUGCAUUUAAUCCUGCUCAUUUUUAUUUUAUUUCAUCCUCUCUGUGCAUUUAAUCCUGCUCAUUUUCAUCAUUUCAUCCUGCUCAUUUUAAUUUUGUUUAAUCCUCUCUGUGCAUUUAAUCCUGCUCAUUUUCAUUUGAUUUAAUUCUCUCUGUGCAUUUCAUCCUGCUCAUUUUCAUGAUUUAAUCCUGCUCAUUUUAAUUUUAUUUAAUCCAUUCUGUGCAUUUAAUCCUGCUCAGACCCCAUUGCUUUUGGGGGGUCACACAGGCUGCAGGAAUUGGAGAAAUCCUGAUUAUUUUAAUUUGAUUUAAUCCUGCUCGUUUUCAUUUUAUUUCAUCCUCUCUGUGCAUUUAAUCCUGCUCAUUUUCAUUUGAUUUAAUCCUGCUCAUUUUCAUUAUUUAAUCCUGUUUAUUUUCAUGAUUUAAUCCUGCUCAGUUUCAUUAUUUCAUCCUCUCUGUGCAUUUAAUCCUGCUCAGUUCUAUUUUAUUUAAUCCUGCUCAUUUCAAUUUUAUUUCAUCCUCCCUGUGCAUUUAAUCCUGCUCAUUUAAAUUUUAUUUAAUCCUGCUCAUUGUCAUUUUUUAAUCCUGGUCAUUUAAAUUUUAUUUAAUCCUGCUCAUUUUCAUUAUUUAAUCCUGUUUAUUUUCAUGAUUCAAUCCUGCUCAUUUUCAUUAUUUCAUCCUCCCUGUGCAUUUAAUCCUGCUCAUUUUAAUUUUAUUUAAUCCUGCUCAUUUUAAUUUUAUUUCCUCUUCUCUUUCCUCCAAGAAAUCCCAAACACUGAUGUGUCAACGAUUGAUAAGGAAAAUUUUAAACAUUUCACAGCAAAUUCUGAUAAUUUUUGUUUAAAAGCUGAGCCAGGAAAGGUCCUGGAGGCAGAGCUGGUCCAUGACAAGGUGAAAAAUCUGAUUUUCCACAAAAUGAAAAAAAUCUUCUUUUCAUCCAUGCUGGGCUCAGAAAUGAUCCAAAAAUUGGCACUAAAAAUUCUGAAUUUUGAGAGAGAGAGAAUUCUGCAUUUGAGAGGGAGAAUUCUGAAAUUUUAACCUGAAAUUUUCAGAAUUUUUGGGGCUCUUUGAACCCUGCAGGAAUUUGGAACAGGAAUUGAUGAAGUUCGGAUGCAGGAUUUGGAUUUGGGAAUUCUGCUCCCAGAAAUCUGGCAGCAAAUCAUUAGAAAUAAUUAUCAUUAAAAUUAUAUAAAUUAUUAUCAUUAAAAUUGUUCCUGGCUUUACAAAGAGGCCUCAGGUUUUCAGGAAAGGAAAUUUAAAAAAAAUUUCAAAUUUUUGGUUGUUCCCAAGCAGCCAGACUGCUCUGAGCCCUUUGGGAUGCGAACAGAAAUGCAAAUUCCAGAAUUAAAAUUUCUGAAACAUUUUGAAAAAUUUGAAAUCAUUAACAUUUUGAAAAA